UGUAUACAAGACUAGAAUAAUAAUAGAGACUCUCAAUCCCUUAAGAAAUACGAUAAAGAAUAGUUUUCAAGAAAAACAUUCCCUUUAGAAUUCCAUUGGAGAGAAUAAAACUCUUAGUUGACCAAACUAUACACACAAACCCUCACAUGUCAUAGAAUUUGUAUGUGCUAUUAGAAGAUCAAGCUAAGCUAGCAAGCAUAUAAGUAACAAAAAGAAAAGAAAAAAAAAUCAAAAGCUAGCUAAGAUAUUCCAAAUCCAAUUUAGGAUUUUUAUUUCAUAAAAAAAAGGGAUAUGGAUGGAGAAAGAGAUGUUCCCAAUUAUGAUCUCCAAGUUUCAUUCACAAAUACCCCUCAAGCUAUUCAUGAAAUGGGUUUUGUUCAAUUUGAAGAAAAUCAAGUUCUUAGUUUCUUGUCACCCUCUACACAAUCCCAACCUUCUCAACUUUCUCAAUCUCUAAAUUCCGGCCGUGGCACCACCAACGCCACUACCGGUGCAGCCGUCACAACUACCACCGUGGCUGCCGGGUUUAGCCAUAAUGAUCUUGUCACUACUAGAACUCCUUGGAACAAUGAACAGGUGAGAACUCUAGAUCCCAAAGCUGUGAGUGAUGAGAAUUGCACUGGAAAUACUAGUGAUGGCAACAACACAUGGUGGAGGAGUGGAGGAGCAGAGAAGAGCAAGGUGAAAGUGAGGAGGAAACUUAGAGAGCCAAGGUUUUGUUUCCAGACAAGAAGUGAUGUAGAUGUGCUUGAUGAUGGUUACAAAUGGAGGAAGUAUGGUCAAAAAGUUGUCAAGAAUAGUCUUCAUCCAAGAAGUUAUUAUCGUUGCACACAUAACAAUUGUCGGGUGAAAAAAAGAGUUGAACGACUCUCAGAAGAUUGUCGUAUGGUAAUAACCACUUAUGAAGGCAGACACAAUCACUCUCCUUGUGACGACUCUAAUUCUUCUGAACACGAAUGUUUUACGUCUUUUUGAUCCAACAAUGUCGUUCCAAUAAAACAAUUAUAUAUGUUUUGAUUAAUUAUUAGUUGUGAUUUUUUUUUCAUAUAAUACAUGAUUGAGGGAUAUUGUCGUGUAUUUAUAUAUGAUGUUAUGUUAUACUGAACUUUAAUCUUUGUUUCAAAGAUAGUAAUUUGUUGUUUAUAAAAGAGAUCCAUUUACGUAU
Medicago truncatula (barrel medic) is the source of this 1165-nucleotide messenger RNA. RefSeq names its product probable WRKY transcription factor 12. Lineage: Eukaryota; Viridiplantae; Streptophyta; Magnoliopsida; Fabales; Fabaceae. Bases 292 to 975 code for a protein of 227 amino acids. Gene Ontology annotation, molecular function: sequence-specific DNA binding; DNA-binding transcription factor activity. The record is from RefSeq and is a predicted model, not a curated record. Gene Ontology annotation, biological process: regulation of DNA-templated transcription. The transcript is spliced from 4 exons.